Fundulus heteroclitus (mummichog) is the source of this 1654-nucleotide messenger RNA. RefSeq lists its product as uncharacterized. The transcript has 2 exons. NCBI's taxonomy places the organism in Eukaryota, Metazoa, Chordata, Actinopteri, Cyprinodontiformes, Fundulidae. The record is from RefSeq and is a predicted model, not a curated record. The coding region runs from base 435 to 1400 and encodes 321 amino acids.
UCUCUGCCUUCAGCACCCAGCUUUCAGUUUGCUGUGCAUGGUGGGUUACCAGCUAUUGCUAGCCCCACUCAAACAGAGGUUAAUGAGUUAAAAGAGCUCUUAAAACAGCAACAGGAGCAGCUUAAUCAGCUUACUCGCAGCAUUACCCUCCUCCAAACUGCACAAGCGCGCAGCCGCUCUCCACGUCGAGGUCCUAUUAUAUGUCGACGGUGCCAACAGCCCGGACAUAUUGCUAGGGAGUGUGGGGGGCCGCAUGGUUCCUUCCGUCAGUCAUCUUUGUCAGAAUCACGUCAGGGAAGUCAGCCUCUGGGAAACUAGCACCCACCGAGUUGCAGAGCCAAGGCUCGGGUGGGGUAUCCAUAGGCUCAACUAGUGGUCUAUGUUCAGCAGAUGUACCUAAAUUAAUUGCUUCUUGUCCACAUAUUGAAGUGAACAUGGCUGGAGUGAAAGUGCCUUGCUUGGUUGACACUGGUUCAAUGGUGUCCACCAUUACAGAGAGCUUCUUUAUUGAAUUCUUUGAGCCCUGGGGCGAAGAGCGUUUAAGAGCUUGCCACUGGCUACAGCUAAAAGCGGCCAAUGGUCUCCCUAUUCCUUAUAUCGGUUAUUUGGAAGUAUCGAUUGAACUGUGUGGCAAGUUGAUGCCCCACUGUGGAGUGUUGGUGGUGAGAAAUCCCCCAGAUAGCAGUUCAGCUUCAGUUCCUGGUGUGUUGGGGAUGAACGUCAUAAAUAAGUGUUACCAAGAACUAUUUGGACAGCAUGGCAAUGCUCUGUUUAAUACAACCCCUGUUGUGUCAUUUCCCAAGCCCUUGGUUAAUGCCUUACAGAAAUGUCAUGCAGCUGUAACGCAGCACACUCCUAAGCAGCCUAGUAAGGUUAGGGUGCGAGGAAAGAGGGCCUGUCGCAUUCCAGGAGGUGUGAUGAAGAUUGUGCCUACCACCUGCUGUGAUCUAUACUCAGGCACCACUGUCUUGUUUGAACCAUCAGAGUCUGGCUUACCAGCUGGUUUGUUAGCAUCUCCUGCUUUAGUUCAGGUUGUUCGGGGGACUGCUUAUGUCCCAGUGGUAAAUGUGGGCAACACGGAUGUAUUGCUUUAUCCUCGUAGCACUGUGGGAACUUUAAAUAGUGUUGGCGUGGUGAGUCUUCCAGCGGGCGUAACUGAAGUCCCAUUGUUUGCAAAUGUGUCUUCCCAAACAGUUGCUGCUCCUGCCUCAGAUGGGAUCAAGACUAUUGAUUUAUCAUCUUUGUCAGAGGAGGAACAGGGUCGGGUGCGAGCCUUGUUGGGAACGGCCAGCUCGUGGUGUUGGUGGUGGACUUUCCGGGUGGUGGUACUCCUUUUUGGUUUGGUGCACGAUUUUCUUUUGUUUUGCCUUGUUUCGUUUGCUGUGUUUCUUUUCUUUUAGGACACUACCCCAAAUUGCACCCCCGUCCCUGAGCUGUGCUAACACUGACUUUUAAUGUGUGAGUGGUUUUAGACUAGUAUUUUCGAUUAACAAACAAUUGCAGAAUAAAUAAAAUUGUUACAUUGUGAGAGUGUCUCAAGCCUCAUCUGUAGCGGGUCUGUGUGCUUUAAAGGUAACUUUUUAGCGGAGUUGUUGUAACCAAUUAUUAAAAUAGUGUCUUUUAAACUUAAGUUCCCAAUUAUCACACUGCUCCC